UAACUCGGGUCUUGGGCGAAUCAGUGUGCGAGUCUCUCUGCCAUUUGCGCGUCGGUACGCGACUACGCGGCAGUGGUGAUACCAGAAUUCUACGUCUGCUUACCGGUGCGUAAAAAACGCAGGCCUUAUUAAGUGCGUUUUGUAUCUAAGUGCUUUAUCGAUCAUACGAUUAAAUUGAUCAGCAUGGCGGAUACAGAAGCUAAAGACACCAAAGUUGUUACAACCCCAGAAAAGAAAGUAGUGGAGGAAGAAAAGAAAACUGUUCAAGAAGUUGACGAAGAUUCAAAAGCAUCUGAAAAUGGAGAUGCCAAAGAAACCAAAGAAAAUGGCUCAAACGAGGAAAAAGAGUUAGAGGAGAAAGAAGUAGAAUCAACAGAAAAUGGGGAUUCUACAGAUGCUCCCAUUGAUAGUUGUUGUAUAAAGAGGAAAUCAACGACUUUGAGUGAAACAACGGAAGAAGCUGCCACUGAUGGUGCCAGUCCUGAAAAAAAAACAAAACUUGAUGAGAAGAGUGCUGAAACGGAAAGCAAUGGAGAAGCAGAAGCUACGGCCUAAUAUUUUUUAUGUUUACUGCAGAUUUAAUCUAUAGAUGCAAUUUUAAGCUAACUGACAAGUCAGAACACCUAAAAUUUGUUAUCCAUGCAUCGUCAUGGUAGACGAGCAUUAAAAACGAAAAUUUCAAUAUUGUA
Molecule: messenger RNA, 689 nt
Organism: Bombus huntii
Lineage: Eukaryota; Metazoa; Arthropoda; Insecta; Hymenoptera; Apidae
Gene: Df31
Exons: 3
Coding region: 184-555 (123 amino acids)
Source: RefSeq, a predicted model, not a curated record